Molecule: messenger RNA, 5556 nt
Organism: Fukomys damarensis (Damara mole-rat)
Lineage: Eukaryota; Metazoa; Chordata; Mammalia; Rodentia; Bathyergidae
Gene: Vipr2
Product: vasoactive intestinal peptide receptor 2
Exons: 15
Coding region: 24-1460 (478 amino acids)
Biological process (GO): cell surface receptor signaling pathway; adenylate cyclase-modulating G protein-coupled receptor signaling pathway
Cellular component (GO): plasma membrane
Molecular function (GO): G protein-coupled peptide receptor activity; vasoactive intestinal polypeptide receptor activity; peptide hormone binding
Source: RefSeq, a predicted model, not a curated record
GACCAGGCGGCGUUGCUCUUGGGAUGAGGGCGCCCGCGCUGCUGACCUGCUGCUGCUGCUGUUGGCUGCUGGUCCCCGUGAACAGCAUUCAUCCAGAAUGCCAAUUUCAUCUGGAAAUACAGGAGGAAGAAACAAAAUGUGCAGAGCUUCUGAGCACUCAAACAGAAAAGCACAAAGCCUGCCCUGGCAUCUGGGAUAACCUCACGUGCUGGCAGCCUGCAGACCUGGGUGAGACAGUCACUGUACCCUGCCCUGUGGUGUUCAGCAACUUCUACAGCAAGUCAGGAAACAUAAGCAAAAACUGCACAAGUGAUGGAUGGUCAGAGACUUUCCCAGAUUUCAUAGAUGCAUGUGGCUACAAUGACUCCGAGGAUGAAAGCAAGAUCACAUUUUAUAUUCUGGUGAAGGCCAUUUACACCCUGGGCUACAGUGUCUCUCUGAUGUCUCUUGCAACCGGAAGCAUAAUUCUUUGCCUCUUCAGGAAGCUUCACUGUACCAGAAACUACAUCCACCUAAACCUGUUCCUCUCCUUCAUUCUGAGAGCUGUCUCUGUGCUGGUCAAGGAUGACAUCCUCUACUCCAGCUCUGGCACGCUGCACUGCCUCAACCUGUCCUCCUCUUGGGGAUUCAGGAUGCUCUGUACACCGGAAGAAGGAAGGAGGCUAGUGGGAAGGACCCACUGUUCCUCACACUCCUCGUGUGUCAGCUGCAAGCUCAGCCUAGUCUUCUUCCAGUACUGCAUCAUGGCAAACUUCUACUGGCUCCUGGUGGAGGGGCUGUACCUGCACACACUCCUCGUGGCCAUCUUCUCCCCCAGCAGGUGCUUCCUGACCUACAUGCUGAUUGGAUGGGCUAUACUUCUUGCACCAGAAGCCUGGUUCCAGCCUCAAUCAGAAGCUCAGCUUUUGCAUGUCCUGACCAUCUUGCUGCCUAGGAAGGCAUGGCACACAUUUGGAAUCCCCACCAUCUGCAUCGGAGUGUGGACGGCUGCCCGGCUCUCUUUAGAAAACACAGGUUGCUGGGACACAAACAACCACAGUGUCCCCUGGUGGGUGAUCCGGACGCCCAUUCUGGUCUCCAUCCUAGUCAAUUUUGUGCUCUUCAUCAGCAUCGUAAGGAUUUUAUUGCAGAAGCUGACGUCACCGGAUGUGGGCGGCAAUGACCAGUCCCAGUACAAAAGGCUGGCCAAGUCUACACUGCUGCUCAUCCCACUGUUUGGUGUCCACUACAUGGUGUUUGCAGCCUUCCCCAUUGGCAUCUCCUCCCAGUACCAGAUCCUGUUCGAGCUUUGUGUCGGGUCCUUCCAGGGCCUGGUGGUGGCGGUGCUCUACUGCUUCCUGAACAGCGAGAUCCCAAGGAAAUUGCUGACAUGGCCACAGAGGCAGACGUGGGUGGAAGGGGGCACCCUCCUAUCCCUGGACCAAGCCCUUGUCUCCACAGCACUCGGACCUGCAGGAUGAGCACAGCCCAGCCCAGCAGCUGCCCCUGCCAGACCCAACACUUGUCCCUCAAGCUGAGGUCUUCAGAAACCCCCUGGAGGCUUUGGUGGCCACGUGGACCCUGGCCAUGCAGGUACUGGUGAUCACCAUGAAGGUGCCCAGGCCAGAGGCUGGGGGGCCAGGAGGCAGCAAAGAAUAAGACCCCUAUCCCUGGAAGUAAGAUAGGACAUGGGCUUUGGGACAGCCCAAAUCUGCUCCCCCAGGGAGGCAGCUACAAUGUUUGUCCAGCAGGGCCAUCCCUGAUGCCUCCACAAUACUGCAGAUGAGCCCCCUGUAUCUGCAAUCACAGUGGGGUGGGCAGCUCAGGAACCAGAGGCCCCAAGCCCUAACUUCCAUGGGAGCAUGACAGACAGGUGACCUGGGACUGGAUAUGAAGGCUGCAGAUACUAAGAGUAGUACAGGUGAAUAAAGAGAGCUCUGGCUCAGUCUGCCUCUCCAGUUGUCAUAAGGAAGUAAAAUAUUGUUGAUGUCGAGGUGUGAGUCGUGCGCUGUGGUCCUUGAUCACUGGUGUGGACAUUGGCCACAUAUGGAAUGUGUUUGUCUGUCUAAGCAAGUGCCUAGGGACAGGAAAAAGACUCUGUAAACAGAGCUGAGGGAGCUGACUAGUGGCAGUGGCAGACUGGUGGCCCAUGGUCACGGUAUGCUCUGAUGUGUCCCAAGUGCAUGUGUGAUGUCACAGACCCACCCUGUGGGGGUAAACUGUGUAGAUACUGCUAUAAACCUGGUGUCACAUAUAUCCUGAAUACAGACUUGCUGUCAUGUCUAGUACUAUGGCACAGGCAGAAUCCUGCUGGCCACAUGGCUCCUUCAAGGAUGCUUCCCUAGAGGCUGUACCUAACCCUUCAGGUCCUCUAGGAAGAAGGUAGGUCUGAGGUGGCUAAGGAGCAUGUGUGGCAGCCUGGGUAUGUGGCCUCACCACCUUCCCUGAGCUCCGCAGAACCUGAAGACCCAUCAGUCAGAACCAGAGUGGGACUCAGUGCACAUGUGUGUGUAUAUGACAGGGUGUGCUUCCAUAUGUAUGUACACAUGGGAAGAUAUGCACACCUGUGUGUGCACGUGAGAGGGCAUGCAUGUUUGUGUGUAUGUGUGUUAUAUGUGUGUGUGUUUGUACACCUAUGUAUGUUUGUAUAUUAUAUGUGUGUGUGCUUACCCUUAACCACAAUUAUGCCAUAGGCAGAAAAAUAAUAUUUCUACUCCACGCUCAACCAAACCACUGCAUUGGCAAGAGGAACACACAGGGCUAAAAAUUAAACUCUCGGGAGGUCAAACUUAGAAAUGAGCCAAACAGACCACCGUCUGCUGGUCAGAGCAAAGCAGGCUGGCAGAGGAUGGGGGCCAGGUAGAUCCUGCUUAUGAGAGGGUUUGAACUCCGAAAGGUGGGAAGUGUUGGGGAGAUACUGAAGGAGAGUUGGCCCAACAGGAGGGCUGAGGGCUCUCAGGACUUCCUCCCCAGAAUGAACAGUGCUGACCACAGCAAAGUCACAGCUUCAGUUCCAGGGGCAGUGACACACUGGGUCCCCCUUUCUCCACUGAGGUAUUAAUCACAAGCAUUGGUUUUGGUCCAGGAUAUUCCUGUCUACCAAACGGAUCUUUCCUCUUCCCCUUCUGUUUACUCAUAGAAAUUAGGUCAUUUUGUACAGAGGUUCUGCAGCCUUUUUCCAAUAAAGACAGAACAGAGAUCCUUCCCAUCUAAAUGUUCAGAUGUGCAUUUUUCUUGAGACAGAGUAUCACUAAGUGGACCAGGCUGACCUCAAACUUGAAAUCCUCCUGCCUCAGCCUCUCACUUACCUGGGUUUACAGGUGUGCGCCAUCACACCCAGCUCAGAUCUGCAUUAUUUUCCACAGCUGCAUAUCACUCCACAGCCUAGACAUAACUUUGUUUAUCCAGUCAGCUCCUGUCCCUGUUUAAGCUGCUUUUUAUAUGUGUUUCUGUUUGAGUAUUCUCAUGGAAUAAAUCCUUAAGGCAGACAUGGGUUGAAGGGUAUUCAAUUCCAGCAGGUGUCUGCCCUGGGGACAGUGGGAGUGAAUCACACUCUAGCCACUCUGAGAGGCACCACACACCUACAUGGGUGCUUUGUCUUUUGCAGGGGACCCUGAGGGACCCAUGCCUCUGAUCUGCAUGUCUUUAAUUGUAAGGAGCAGUGAGAAUCUUGCCUCUAUAGAGAGCUUUUCUUCAGCUCUGUUAAAAGCAAGUCUCACCUGACCCACUAGCUAAGUAGAACAGCACCAGCCUCCCACAUCAGCAAACCUCAUACAUCCUCCCCACUGUCCAUGUCAGCACUACUCUUGGAUCAGCAGGCGUCUGGAAGCCACUGUGUGGGGACACGAAUGUCACAAAGGAUCCAGGGCAUCUUUUAUACCAAAAAAGUACUUAUAGAGGGUGAAAAGAAAAGGGUAUCUUGCUUCCUUUAUGUUUUCUACUCAAUGACAAGAGAAGUGGGGCGGGCAGCCUCAGCUGGCAACCCCCCCUUGCCCUCCCCCCUGGGACAUAGAGGGCCCUCAGGGCAGGUCCUUGGCUGGAUGUCCUGGAGCUGCCCCUGGGACUCUGGUUAGAGCUGUGUCUAUUCACCACCUGGAACUGGAGAACAGCAGGGAGAUAAACUGUUGGGAUAUAAUCACCAAGCCACACAGACCUGGGCCAGACCCUCUCUGAGAUUCAGGGUUCUGCAGCCUCACAUGUAAAGACCACAUGUGAAAGUCCAAGAAAACAGCAUGGAGAUUUGGUGCACCCGAAAAACAAAAAACACAGUGGUUUAAAUAAUGCAAGUCCAGAAUACGAAAGACUUGUGACUUUGAAAUCAUAAAGCAAAUUAUCACAGUCUACUCAGAGCCAGUGCUGAGAUAUAGGUGUCUAUGCAACCUAAAGUCGUUCCUCCUCCCAGGCCCCAAGACUUCUCCAGCUUACAGGACUGGGGGAUCCAGGCCCAGGCUUGUGCACUGGAGCUCUAGAUGCACAGUACAGCAGAGCCAGCAGAGGAAGGCUACACAGAGAACUCUGUGCAAGAGGUGGGGAGGACAGGAGAGCAGGGAAACCUUGGAUCAGACAGAGCAGCCCAGGCAUGAAGGUGCAGCUCCCAGCAGGACAACUGCAUAAAAGCUAGUCAAGCAAACUUGAACUCUGACCUUUUCUCCAAGGAACAUGGAAAGGGCUUUGCAGGGCUCUGCGGAUCUUAACAGGAAGGCCAGUCAGUGACUAUAACAGAAGCCUGGGACAGGGUCAAGGCCCAUAACUAAGACAACUUGGGGAAGAGUAGGGAGGGCAACAGAAGCAAAAACAGAGUGGGGUAAUCAGGACCCCAAGAAGUGCCACAGCUGUUCCCAGGGCUCACAGAACCACCUGGAGACCAGGCCAGGAACUAAGUCCAAACACUCUUCUGCAUGGCCAGGGUGUCCGGGGCUUUUGUGUUGAACAAACCCAGAUCCCAUCCAGGCUCAGGACCAUAAGGAACCAGGACGCUGAUACAUUGGGGGAGAUGGGACCCCACUUGGGCUGGGGGAUCCCAUAGGAGGAAACAGGGUAUGUGGGCUGCAUCUGUUCCCCACUUACCCAAUCCUGGGUCAUGGAAGCCAAAGUACAAUUAGGGACAACUCUAUGAAACUGUGGUGUGCACAGGACGAAACCAAGACUCAGUGGGCCAGGCUCACUGGUAUCCUUGGAGUCACCUGAUGAUGACAAUGAAACACAGGGAACAGCAGCUGCCAGAGACCCACACCCAGGCCACCAUAUGACUGUGUCCUGGGCCUGUUGACCACUAUGACCACCUGUGCUAUCUCAGAGUCACCCUGUAUCCUGGAGCUGGGCACCACAAGGACCCAGACACAUGUUAUCCUGUCCCAGGACUACCCCAUUUCCUGAUGUUAGGCAUUUACUAACCAUUGUACCAGAAACUGUAAGAGAAUAAGCAAACUAUUACAUUUCUUUAUAUGAAAAGUAAAUUAAAUCUGGAUCCUUAUGUGACAGUGCAGCCUGCUUAUCGUCACCUCCAGUGUGUGGCUAUACCCUUAUUUAGUGUUUUUUUUUAUGUUAUAGUAUUAUCAUAAUACUAUGUAACAUUAA